CUUAAAUAGGGGAUGAGAGACGCGGUUUGAAUAAGGAAAGUAGUAGGAGACUGAGCAUUUUGAGUAUACACAAGAGCGUGGUUUAUUUGUUUUUUUUACUAACCACAAUUAAUCGUUGAGUUGUAGAUUCUGAUCGAGAAAGAAACCGGCAUCAGAAGAACUUGUUUUUGCUUGCUGAUUUUCCAUAGAGCUAUUCUUAAAGGCAACUUGGUGCCUAUUGCAGCUAUUCUUUGACAGAUUUAAAUUAGAUCAAGUUAGUUCUUCCUUCUCAUUUAUCACCAAUAAGGAAUGCCAAGAGAGCUUACCCAGAACAGGAUCCAAAAAAUCUGGAUUCCGUCUAAGGAUGAUAAACCAGCGGUACCUCGAAGAUGUACGGGAGGCCCCCACCUCGCCAACCCCCCCACUGUGAUCGUGAUGGUCGGCCUGCCAGCGCGCGGCAAGACCUACAUGUCCAGGAAACUGACCCGCUACCUCAACUGGAUCGGGCUGCCCACUAAAGUGUUCAACGUCGGAGAGUAUCGGCGGGAGGCCGUGAAGCAGUACAGCUCUUACGACUUCUUCAAACCCGACAACCAGGACGCGGUGAAAAUCAGACAGCAAUGUGCCUUGGCCGCUCUGAGAGACGUCAAGGCUUACCUGACAGAAGAAGGUGGCCAGAUCGCUGUCUUCGAUGCUACCAACACAACAAGGAACAGAAGGGACAUGAUCUUGAAUUUCGGCAGUGAGAAUGGAUUCAAGGUAUUUUUCAUUGAGUCGGUGUGUGAAGACCCUAGCGUCAUCGCGACCAACAUCAUGGAAGUGAAGGUGUCCUCUCCGGACUAUCAGGACUGCAACAAGGUGGACGCCUUGGAGGACUUUCAGAAGAGGAUCGAAUGCUACCGGCAGUCAUACGAGCCUCUGGACCCGGACCAGUACGACAGGAACAUGUCUUUCAUCAAGGUCGUCGAUGUCGGCCGACGGUUCCUGGUGAACCGCAUCCAGGAUCACAUCCAGAGCAAGAUCGUGUACUACCUGAUGAACAUACACGUCCAGUCACGCACCAUCUACCUCUGUCGCCAUGGCGAGAGCGAACACAACCUGCAGGGCCGACUGGGCGGAGACUCUGGCCUUUCGUCCCAGGGUAGAAAGUUUGCCCGAGCCCUGUCCACGUUCGUGGAGGAGCAGAACCUGAAGGACCUGCGGGUCUGCACCAGUCAGCUGCGCAGGAGCAUCCAGACGGCCGAGGCGCUGGGCGUACCCUACGAGCAGUGGAAGGCUCUCAACGAGAUCGAUGCUGGUGUGUGUGAGGAGAUGACCUACGACGAGGUGAAGGAGAAGUUCCCGGAAGAGUUUGCUCUGAGAGACCAGGACAAAUUCUACUACCGUUACCCCACGGGAGAGUCGUACCAGGACCUGGUCCAGCGGGUGGAGCCGGUCAUCAUGGAGCUCGAGCGGCGGGAGAACGUCAUGGUCAUCUGUCACCAGGCCGUCAUGCGCUGCCUGCUGGCCUACUUCCUGGACAAGAGCGCAGAUGAGAUGCCGUACCUGAAGUGCCCCCUCCACACAGUGCUGAAGCUCACCCCCGUUGCUUAUGGAUGUAAAGUGGAGUCGAUCUCACUGAACGUGGAUGCUGUGAACACGCACAGGGACAGGCCUGAGCAGGUCCAGAAGAGCCCCAUCACGCUCAUACGGCGGAACAGCAUCACGCCGCUGACCAGCCCCGAGCCCUUCAAGAAGCCGCGCUUCGACCUCCUGGACGGUCGCUCCAUCCCUGAGGUCGCCCCCGCCCCCCUGUCCCGCUGCUCCACCUCGCCCCUCCCCUUGGCCCACCUGGGACAGCUUCAGCUUGGUAGAGUUUAUCUAACCUGAAGCGAUGUGCCUCGGAUCUCCACGAGCUUUUCCAGCACUACCACUGAGGCCCAUCUCCACAUCACCAUCACCGUCACCUGACUUUGCACACAGGAUGUGUCGGAACAUUGAUUUUUCAGUUUUAUUCUGGCUGGGCUUAAUCUCCGGGGAUCUCUGUUUGGGAUGAAUUGCUGCCCUGAGCAUGGUGGCAAGGUGAUCGUUUUUCUACAGUCCUGUAAAUGAAUGUCUCGCUGUAAUCUGUAAGUGCUUAUAGUACACGUGCACACCUUUGUGUUCCUGUAAAUAUCCUCCAUCAUCCAAGAUUCAAUUUGUAAGUAGUGUAAAGUUAAAAUGAAUGGGAGUGGAAAGGGAGUUUUUAUUAUAUGUAAAAAAUGUAAAACAGGUUGUGUUUUUCUUUUUAUUUUUAAAUUUAUUUAUUUUUUGUAAUGGAAGUUGAAGUCUCACUCUGAUUAAUUGAAAUGUUAUAGCCUUCACGAACUAUGUAAACAUUUGAUCUUGCGUGGUCUCUCACAGAACAGCAUUUUCAAAGGUGUAACAGUUAUUUCUGAUAUUUCUUCUUUUCACACAGGAUAGGACAGCGAUUUGCCUCAUUUCUGUUAUAAUUAUUUUCCAGCAUUUCACCAUAUUUUUUUAGGCAACUUAUUCCUGUCCUGGUUAGAGGUGCUUUAGUGUCAUCAUGGUGUUAGAGGAAGUGUUACUGUGGCAAACAAGUGCAAUGCCGAAACAGUUGAGACUGGUUUGUCUAAAUGUCUAAAUCUCCUUCACCAAGGUUUUUGCUUCCUCUUCUGUGAGAGCUGGAUGAUGUGAAAUCAUACACAGAUCUUAAAAGCUUGCAGAUUCAUUGAUUCAGAAGCCGAUAGCAUGCAAGCUUCACACAGUUUUUUUUUCUCGACUGCGAAGUUAAAUUUGCAUGCAUUUUGUUGCACAGUAUCAAGCAAACAUUGGCCCUAAAUGCACAUGUUAUUUAGAGAAUGAAGUAAAGUAGUUUUUAAUUUUUAUAUUUAUUUGAAAAGAUUGUACUUUCAUGUUUCUUUUUUACUGGAUAUAUUUCAAUUUAGUUUUGUCAUGAAUGUUGUUGAGAUUUAUUCUCUGCCUUGUAACUGGUGAAGGAUUUCUGAGCAGUUAAAUAAGAACUUAUUCAGUCCCGUUUGUGGUUUGGGGAAUUUAUUAUAAACUAUUUUGUGAUAUGCAAGUUCUCUGAAACAUUUUCGGUGCACAUGCAUAUUCGUCAACAUGUUUCAAAUGGCAAUGAAACAUUUCAACCUGUCUUCUGCACUGUGUAAUUAUCAGAGUUAACAAGUCUUAAUAGGGUGAACCACCUUAAUGCUUGUAACUUGAAAAACCACAAAAAAAAGAAAAACAUACAUGUUUAUUCAGUGUUCUCAUUAUUAUUAUUGUCGUAGGAUGAUGAAUGUGUUUGGAUUAAUCUUGUAAUGAUAUGUAUGUUUGGAAGGUAUGGAAAUGUACUACCCACAGUGCCUGCUCCAUUUCUUGCACGGUCAGCGAGUCUUUAAUGAGAUUUCACACUUGGAAUGGGAGACAGCACUUCUCUGAUCUUGGAAUAUCACUGAUCCUUAUUCUAGUAGACUGCUCUGGCAGUCUGUCACUACCUUGUCUUCACUUUUAAUUACUAAUUUUACAGUUAAUUUAAUUCUAUUGUUAUUUUUACUUUUCUUAAAGUGCUGUCAAAGCUUAGCAUCAUGGGUAUAGACUACGGAUCACUUUAAUUUGCUGUAGUGUACAGAACCAGUUAUGUUUUUGUAUAAUCAGAAUGUGUUGACAAAAUGAUACAACCCAUGUAUGAGUGAAUGUUAACAAGAAUAUGCUUAUAUUCAAAAUUGCAUAAAUUUAAAUUCACUAAGAAAUCAUUUGGUCACAUGAUUUGAAGGACAUUUUAUCACCUAGUUUUUUUCAAGUAAACUGACAAGAAAAAUAUUUUGUUUUGUUGUAUUUAUUUGCUGCUAGUACUUGAAUAAUGGCUUGAAUUAUUUUGCAUAUAUUUUUUAUUUAUUAUUCUUUGGAGAAACUAUUUGUGUAAAGAUUUGUAAAAGCUUUUCAUCAUCAGCCAGCAGAUACUGGUCAAAUGUACCAAAGUAAUAACUUUCUAUUUGCUACACUUAAAGUAGAGGUUGCUCUUAACAAAUGUUGCACCUUCAUUUUGAAAUAUGUACCCUAUUGCAAACUUUGUAUUUGGCUCUCCAGGGAAAAGCUGUAUUGGAGUGGAUUUCACACCAAGACAACCUUAUUUAAUAUGUGAACUAUUAAGACCCUUUCUGUAGAAUUGUGACAUCCUGUUUCAUCUUUUUUGUUGUUUUUUUUAAAUUUUUUUUACUGUCUGUAUUUUUGUGUGAAUUGCACACAUUUGACUAACAAAGAAUGCCUUUUCAACAUGUAUGUCCUUUGAUUUUUCUGGACCAAUAAAUUAUCUGAAAGAGAAA
Molecule: messenger RNA, 4286 nt
Organism: Anguilla anguilla (European eel)
Lineage: Eukaryota; Metazoa; Chordata; Actinopteri; Anguilliformes; Anguillidae
Gene: pfkfb3
Product: 6-phosphofructo-2-kinase/fructose-2,6-biphosphatase 3
Exons: 16
Coding region: 289-1848 (519 amino acids)
Biological process (GO): fructose 2,6-bisphosphate metabolic process; fructose metabolic process
Cellular component (GO): cytosol
Molecular function (GO): fructose-2,6-bisphosphate 2-phosphatase activity; 6-phosphofructo-2-kinase activity; ATP binding
Source: RefSeq, a predicted model, not a curated record